AUGUCUUGUGAUCGAUCAGAAUCAGCGAAAAAUAUUACAAAUCAUAUAGAUGGUAUUAAUGAUGGCAUACCACUAUAUUACUGUGAUAUGAAUAACAAAUUAAAUGAUAACACCAGAAAAGCAGAACAAUCACUUUAUGCUGUAUCGGUGGUAACAGUGAUAUUUAUAAUAAUUGAAUUUUUGGGUGGUUAUUUUGCUAAUAGUUUAGCAAUUAUGACCGAUGCUGGUCAUAUGGUUUCUGAUUUACUAAGUUUUUGUGUUGCUAUUAUUGCUAUGAAAUUGGCGCAAAGAAAGCCAACAAAACGUUUACCGUUUGGAUAUUACAGAGCUGAAAUAUUAGGCGCAUUAAUUAGUGUAAUGAUGAUCUGGGCGUUAACAGCUGUACUCGUUUAUGCAGCUAUCGAAAGAAUAAUUGAACAAGAUUUCGACGUUGAUGCAACAGUUAUGUUAUAUACGGCAUUAACAAGUGUUCUAUUUAAUAUUAUCAUGGGUCUUAUUUUGCAUUUUGGAAAAACAACGCAUUCACAUUUUGGAAUGUCACAUAAUCAUGGAAGUGGGAAAACAUUUCCUAUUGAUUUAGAGAAUGGUACAUGUAAAGUUUAUCAAAAUGAUUUGAAAGAUAUUAGAUGUGAGGAAGAUAAUAAUGCAAAUAUCAUUAAAACAAUUGAUACUACCGAUCAUGAUCAUCAUUUACUCGAAUUUGGAAGUAAUAUCAAUAUUCGAGCGGCAUUUGUUCAUGUUCUUGGUGAUUUAUUACAAUCUCUGGGUGUUUUAUUUGCUGCGCUAAUAAUUAAAUUUAUAGAUUAUCCAUUGGCAGAUCCUAUCUGUACAUUUCUUUUUUCAAUUCUUGUCAUGAUGACAUCAUUUUCGGUAGCUCGAGAUUCGAUACUCGUUCUAAUGGAAGCUUCACCAAAGCAUAUUAAUAUAGAUAAACUAUAUAAUGAACUAUGUGCUAUUGAAGGAGUCCAAGAUGUGCAUUCACUUCGAGUAUGGUCAUUAACCAUGGAUAAAGUGGCAAUAUCGGUACACCUCGAUAUCGAAAAGAAUUAUGAUUCGAAUCAUGCGGUGCAUGAAGCUAAUGAGAAGUUAAAAUCUAAGCAUGGAAUUCACUUUAUCACUAUUCAGGCACAAUGUAUAUGUAACCGAAGCAUUUCAUGUCAAUCAUUUUCAACUGCGGCAGCAACAGCAGUCCAGGAUAUUCUGAGGAAGUAG
Molecule: messenger RNA, 1212 nt
Organism: Cercopithifilaria johnstoni
Lineage: Eukaryota; Metazoa; Nematoda; Chromadorea; Rhabditida; Onchocercidae
Source: the annotation of a GenBank genome assembly